UCAUCUGUAGAAUUAAAGGAUUUUAAAUUCUGUCUUUCAAGAACAGCAGCGUCCUCUGCUGGUGAAUCCUCCACAUGACACCCAGACAAACCAAACACAAAUAUGAAAAAACAUACAGGUUGUGGAAUAGUUUUAUGUUUAAUUCUGUGUAGACAUUAUUGUCUGCAUGCAUUACUGGAUGCAAAAUGCAACUUUUUUGCACAUUUUUAAAUACCUGCACACUUAUCGUUUCUCCUACCCUUCCUGCAGUCUAACCUCUAACAGCUGUAACAGACACAUUAAGCCUGCAUCAGUCAACACAUCUCAAUGGCUUUUUGUUUUUUUUCUUUUUUAUGCUCCAACACCUGUCCCUUGCCAUCAGACAGCCCAUAAUGUGAGAGUGCUGCCAUCUCUGCAGAGGAACAACAGCUCAGUGACAAAGGAUUUUUACUCAGGGGAACUCAAAUGUAAAAGCAGAGGAGGAAUGGAAGAAAGCUAUGAGACGUUUCAGGAGGAGUUAUGGCCUCCCAGAGCAGACGCUUCUCUUAAACCUGUUCAACGGAUCCGCAGAGCAGAAAUGUACACAUCAAGAAAGAUCAAAGAGGAAACACCUCUUGCUCCACUGCAACCAAAAUCAGAACCCAAAAGCUUACCCAGAGAGCCCAGCACCUCCAAACUUAGUCUGGCAUCUUUGCAGAAACCCAUGUCCACCCAGAACCUGAUGCAGACAGAAACACCGUGGGAGAACGUGACCCUUAAUCGCUGUCUGUUUGUGGCCAUCACCAUUCUGGUGCUCACCUCAGGCUUUCAGAAACUUCAUGAAGCCUUUCGUGGUCAGGGGACAACAGAACAGGGAGAAGCUGGACUGAUGAUACAAUCAAGACUGUUACACCACAGAGGGGCAUUGCCAGAGCCAGAGACAUCUCUGUGGGACUCUAUGUUUUGGUGGUUGCCUAGUCUUGAUGAUGAAGAUGAGGAUGAUGAAGACAUCAAAAGAAGAAAAUCAAAGCGAGGAGCAUCAAGAGGUCUCAGGAACAAGCCGCUGCCAGACAAAAAACUCUUAAAGCAAAGGGAUGGGAAAUUAAAGGACAGAAGAGCCAAGAAAGCCAGGGAUGACAAAAUCAAAGACAAGAAAGGUAAAGUGAAAAUAGGAGGUCAUGAGGAUGCAGCUGAUGAAGAGGAUGAAAGAGACGAAGAAGCAGUUGGCAAGACAGGAAGAUGAAAAACCAAAAAGAAAAGAUAAAGCUUAAAGGCUAAUGCAGAAUGUUUUUACUCUAUUUGCUUUAAAUUUGAUCAAAUCGUAACUCGUAUGAAGAGCUUAAUCAGAUGGAACAGCAGCAUGGUGUUCUAGCAGACAUCAGGUAGCUCCACUGAUGUGAAAUAACUAAAAAACCCUGUUGACUGAGUCCAGUCAGUUUAAAUGAUGUUUCAUCUUUUUAAAUGUUGCUGCAUCCUUAUUAUUCAAGAAGAACGUAAAGUUAAUUAGCUCAGAAGCUCUGGUGAUGUUUUUAAAGGGAAACUAGGUAAUUUUGUCUUGCUUUUAGCACCCUCUAGUGUCCGUUUGCAGAAUCAAAAGUAAAACUUAUCUCCUCGCUGUGCGUUCGUCAUUUUAACACCUUAAUUGAACAGCUGAAAUGUCUCCCAGCAUUCCUUAGUGUCUACAGGAGUGACUCAUCACUAAAUUAAACAAAUCAGCUGUGUUCAUGAUCUAAAACAUGCAGGAAACAUUUUUUUUCUAAGUCCCAACAGAGCGGCCUGCCAGUCUGAAGUUGCAAGUGUAAUAUUCUGGCCACAGGGCAGGGGGCAAUAGGGGCUGGGUGGUCUUUCAUUAACCCUGUAAAGGGCCAUUUUAGCCCAGGAAAAUGAUUUUAGCUCAGGAAAAUGAUUUAAAAAUAUGAAGAUUUUGAAAUAUGUCCUUUUGACACGACAAACGCCACCACACUGUCUACUAGAACGGUCUUGAGCUGUCACUUUGACUGCUGCAUUUAAAAGUCAAUUAAUUCACAUUGAUUAACUAAAUAAUGCCUUUUCAACCAAAAAUAGCACCCAACUAGACUGUUUUUGACAGGUUUUUGGUCUUCUAUAGUCAUAUUUCUUUUAUGUGACUGUGCCAUUUUCUCUCUUCCUUUGUGUUUUUGUUAUAAAAGACAAAAACACAAUUAUGAGGAAGAGAAAGACCGAUCAAAUGCUGGAGAUGCUCUUUGACUGUAAAAAUGUCCACUCCACUGUUAUCUUGACCAGGGAAACCAGUGAGAAAAUCACUGGCAGCCAAAAUGACUGAAAUAGGUAGAAAUGAUCAUAUUUACAAUUAACAUGAAAUCCAUUACAAUGAAAUUUUUGUUUUAUAAAGUCAGGAACUAGCAAGGCUGUACAUUUUCAUUUGACCAAGUAAUUAAACAUGCCAAUUGCAAAACAUUUCCAGUAAUUAGCAGAUGCUGAAUUAUUUUUUUGAGUCCAUGUUAGUCACCCAGUGGUUGGAAUCCCAUCUCCUGGUGUUGGAUGUGAAUCCCGUGAAACUCUGACUGAUUGUGUUGUGAAGCGCCUUGGGGGGCUGUAGAACCCUAAGAAGGUGCUGUAUAAAUACAGGCCAAUUACCAAACCCGCUCCCUGUGCUGCAGCCCAGCUGCUCUCACAGGCUGACUGACAUCUGUACAGCCAUGCCUCCUGCAGUAUCGCACAUCCGUCUUAUGCAUUUUUCCUGUGGGAUGUAAGGCUUUUUGUUUGGGUGUUUCAUAACUUUCUUUUAGAAACACUCGAAUAAAUAAAAUAUAUAAAGUGUAGCUGAUUCUGCAGCAAUGAUUAUCUUUGAAUCCUGGAAGAAAAAGUCCCAGAAAGCACCCUCAGUGUUCUCAGUAGACCACACUUACAGAGUUAACUUCAGGUUUGUGUGCUAAUAACAUCAUUAAGAAUAGGCACUUACUAAUUUCCCAGCAAUAAUUAAACGAUAAACC
Molecule: messenger RNA, 2930 nt
Organism: Nothobranchius furzeri (turquoise killifish)
Lineage: Eukaryota; Metazoa; Chordata; Actinopteri; Cyprinodontiformes; Nothobranchiidae
Source: RefSeq, a predicted model, not a curated record